AGCUGGGACUACUGGGGAAGUCCUGGCAGCCUAGCGUCUUCACGCCGGCAGCUCCGACCACCCCGCCAGUACUACAGAUUCCGCCUCUGCUUUGUGUCCAACUUCCACAAAGUAACUGGGUUCACAUCUUUACUUUCGCCUCCGCAGCUGAAAGGUAUUAUAGAAGUCCUCGUUGAUCCCCCUGGAAAAUGGCAAACCAGUGAACUCCAAAGUGUUAUACACAUCCUGUCAAACUGGAUCACCCGGUAGAUUCUCCGAGCCCUGGGUUCUCUUCAGCCAUGAGACAUGUGGCUGCGGACAACGCCCUCGAGUUAGACCAGCAGUUUGCUGGUCUAGACCUGAAUUCUUCUGAUAAUCAAAGUAAAGGGGGAAGCACGGCAAGCAAAGGCCGCUAUAUACCUCCUCAUUUAAGGAACAGAGAAGCGUCAAAAGGAUUCCAUGAUAAAGAGAGUUCAGGGUGGAGUUGUAGUAAAGAUAAGGAUGCAUAUAGCAGUUUUGGGUCUCGAGAUUCAAGAGGAAAGUCCAGUUACUACAGUGAUCGUGGAGGUGGAUCACGGGGAAGGUUUGGUGAUCGUGGUAGGAGUGACUCUGAUGGUGUUGGCAGUCGUGACAGGACUGGUUUCGGCAAAUAUGAUCGCGGUGGAUAUAGUCGAUGGUGUGACAAAUCAGAUGAAGAUGAUUGGUCAAAACCACUUCCUCCAAGUGAACGUUUAGAACAGGAACUGUUUUCUGGAGGAAACACUGGGAUUAACUUUGAGAAGUAUGAUGAUAUUCCAGUAGAGGCAACUGGCAGUAAUUGUCCUCCACAUAUUGAAAGUUUCAGCGAUGUUGAGAUGGGAGAGAUUGUCAUGGGGAACAUUGCUCUUACUCGUUAUACUCGUCCUACACCAGUACAAAAAUAUGCCAUUCCUAUUAUCAAAGAAAAAAGAGACUUGAUGGCUUGUGCCCAAACAGGGUCUGGAAAAACUGCGGCAUUUCUCCUGCCCAUCUUGAGUCAAAUUUAUACAGAUGGUCCAGGCGAGGCUUUGAAAGCAAUGAAGGAAACUGGAAGGUACGGACGCCGUAAACAGUACCCAAUCUCCUUGGUUUUAGCUCCAACAAGAGAAUUGGCAGUACAGAUCUAUGAGGAAGCCAGAAAAUUUUCAUACCGGUCUAGAGUUCGUCCUUGUGUGGUUUAUGGUGGUGCUGAUAUCGGUCACCAAAUUCGAGACUUAGAACGUGGGUGUCACUUGUUAGUAGCCACUCCAGGACGUCUAGUGGAUAUGAUGGAACGGGGAAAAAUUGGAUUAGACUUCUGCAAAUACUUAGUGUUGGACGAAGCUGAUAGGAUGCUAGACAUGGGGUUUGAACCUCAGAUACGUCGUAUAGUUGAACAAGAUACUAUGCCACCAAAAGGUGUUCGCCACACAAUGAUGUUUAGUGCUACUUUUCCUAAGGAAAUACAGAUGCUUGCUCGUGAUUUCUUGGAUGAAUAUAUCUUUCUGGCUGUAGGCAGAGUGGGCUCUACCUCUGAGAACAUCACACAGAAAGUAGUUUGGGUGGAAGAGUCUGACAAACGGUCAUUUCUGCUUGAUCUGUUAAAUGCAACAGGGAGAGAUUCUCUUACUUUGGUGUUUGUGGAGACCAAAAAGGGUGCUGAUUCUCUGGAGGAUUUCUUAUACCAUGAAGGAUAUGCUUGUACUAGUAUCCAUGGAGACCGAUCACAAAGAGAUAGAGAAGAAGCACUUCACCAGUUUCGUUCAGGAAAAAGCCCAAUUCUAGUGGCUACAGCUGUGGCUGCAAGAGGACUAGACAUUUCUAAUGUGAAACAUGUUAUCAAUUUUGAUUUGCCAAGUGAUAUUGAAGAAUAUGUACAUCGGAUUGGUCGUACAGGACGUGUAGGAAACCUUGGUCUUGCCACCUCAUUUUUUAAUGAAAGAAAUAUAAAUAUUACAAAGGAUUUAUUGGAUCUUCUCAUUGAAGCUAAACAAGAAGUCCCAUCUUGGUUAGAAAAUAUGGCUUAUGAACAUCCCUAUAAGGGUAGCAGUCGUGGACGUUCUAAGAGAUUCAGCGGAGGAUUUGGUGCCAGAGAUUAUCGACAAAGUAGCAGUUCCAGCUUUAAUAGUAGUCGUGGAAGCAGUAGCCGCAGUAGUGGAGGUAGUCAUGGCAGCAACAGAGGAUUUGGUGGAGGUGGCUAUGGAGGCUUCUACACUAGUGACGGAUAUGGAGGAAAUUAUAACUCCCAGGGGGUUGACUGGUGGGGCAACUGAACCAGCUCUGCAGCAACAUCACCCUUUCAAAUGAGCUAAUAUGGAAACCACAUGUAACUUAGACUAUAUUGUGUAGCUUUAAGAACGUGCAGUACAUUAUUAGAUGUGAUUCUCCUGAAAAUUCAUGGAAGCUCCAAGUCACAAGAAGAAAGGAACAAUAUCAACGCCAUUCAGAAGUUUGUUCAAAGACUUAAUUGCCCUACUUUGGUUUAAUACCCUUCUGCUAAUUUCCCAUCCCAAAGUGCAUUUAUAACUUUGUAACUGAGAAUCAUUUGUUAAUGUACUGUAACUUGAACUUUAGACAAUAUAUGAUGUCCUGUUGGCUCAAUAAUGGUCAAGAUAUCAAUUAUUUUAACAAAAUAAAUUACUGAACUUGGGCUAAAAUCAAGCCUCAGCAUACAGAUAUGAUAACAACUUAAUAGGAGUCAUCAAUUUAUCGAUAAAUAUUAUAGCGUUUUAAAAAAUGUAGACAAUAGCCUCUUUAGUAAUUUUUGAUAUUUGCAGGCUGGGGAGAACAUCUUAAGCAAAAUUAGUUUCUAACAUGGCAGUGUACACUGUUAAAGUUCUGACUUGCUCACUGUGCCCUGGACAAGCACUUAAAACUUAUAUAUGCCAUUCCAAUUAUGACAAGGUGGUGUUUAUGAAUACAUCUAUAUAUUUAUCAAAGCACUCUUCAAAGUUAAUGCAAGUGUAUACAACAAUUUCUCUUUUAAUACAUCUUAAUUAUAAGCUAGUCAAGUGUGUCCAUACUAUGACAGGGAAAAUUUAAGUGUUUGAUUUUUUUUAAGUGUUUUGGGGGAAUUUAGACUAGAUUAUUUUAAUGCCUGGCAUAAAUAAAAUUGAAACAGUAGAAUGGUAGACCAUGGCAGUGACUUGUCCCCUUUAUGGGCAUGGUUGGAAUUUGAUCUGUAAUGCAUGCUAGUGUUGCUGUGUUUUGGUCAAGAGGAUAUGAGCAGGUAGAAUUAUACAGCAGGCUUAAUUUAAUACAGAAAUUCACAUUACUUUCUUUAAGCUAUGUUGAAUGUUAAAAUGGCUUACACUUGUAGACUGUAAAUGUGACUAACAACAAACUGAAAUCCUUGAGAUUACACAGGUUGGGAAAAGCAUACUAAACUGUGCAAGGUGUUUUUCUGUAUAGUGUUAUUUUAGCCUUAUUUUAGUUGCAUAGAUUUCUGUUGUAUUUAUCUCUUUAUGUUAAAUUUGGCCAAAGAUGAUUGCUCAUCACUAAAAAUGCCUCCACCACUUGGGAUUUUAUGCUGAUUCUGGGGCUAGAUAUUAAUGAUCUUUACAAACUAAUCUUUAUGGUGUCUUCAGGAAGCAAAAAUUUCUGAAAAGUGCAAUAGAUUUUCAAGAAUAUUGUGCCUUGCCCUAAAACUUAUAUUAAGUAGGUGCACUUGACAGUAUUGAGGUCAUUUGUUAUGGCGCUAUUUCAGUUAGUAUAUAGGUAUGUAGAGUCUUAUACACCUUGCCCAUAAUUUUUUACAAAGUACUUAUUUUAUUGCACAUUCAGAGAAUUUUUAUAUAUACACAUAUAUACACACACAUGCACACAUAUACAACACACAUACAAGUUUUGUGUGUGUGUCCUUAAACUUCCAAUCUUUUUUUAUCUCUUGGAGAUUGUUAAAUGCAGCUUAAAAACCAGAUUCUAAAAUUUUGUUUGGACCAUGGAAUGAUAAUUGUGAUGAAGUUGUUUGCACAUGACAGAUUUUAGAUACUUUUGCUGCUAGUUUGUGUAAUAUUUAUUGAACAUUUUGACAAAUAUUUAUUUUUAUAAGCCUAAAAGUAAUUAUUUGAAAGUUUAAAGAAACUUGACCACAAGACAUAGAAAAACACUGGCACUUGAAUGUCACCAUGUGUGAAAUCAUACAUUUCAGAGUAGUGUGAGCUUUUAAUGUUGAGGCCUGUUAAACUUGAGUCAAUCAGCAUACCUGGCUUUGGCAGUGUAGCUAGUUGUUCUGGCAAAAUUGGCAAUUUAAGAUUUGCCAAGGUUUUGAUAUAUUUGUCUUAAAAUAUUAAUGAUAUAUUUUCUAAACAAUGAGAGGGAAAUUCCACAUUCCCAAACAUUUCAAGGUUGUUGUUUUUUGAGUUAAGUGUUUUGUUUGGUUUAGUUUUCACUGAUUUUGUGGCUAAUAUAUUUGCAGUCCUCAACCAUGUGGUUAUCUUUGUGUAUUGCCAUAAUCUGUGACUUUGACAUUUUUAUCAGUGAGUAAGUAAGGAUUGGUUUAAACUUACUUUGUGAAGUCCUUGAGCCUCAACAUACCAUAGGUUUGGUAGUUGCUUAUUGUUUUGGUUGUACAUGCUAGUAUUGCAUGUGCUGUGUUUAUUCUGAUUUUACUAAAAUAAAAAGUUGA
Messenger RNA from Phyllostomus discolor (pale spear-nosed bat), 4603 nucleotides. RefSeq names its product ATP-dependent RNA helicase DDX3X-like. The record is from RefSeq and is a predicted model, not a curated record. Lineage: Eukaryota; Metazoa; Chordata; Mammalia; Chiroptera; Phyllostomidae. The coding region runs from base 279 to 2249 and encodes 656 amino acids. The transcript has 18 exons. Gene Ontology annotation, molecular function: RNA binding; ATP binding; RNA helicase activity. Gene Ontology annotation, cellular component: P granule; nucleus. Gene Ontology annotation, biological process: cell differentiation; gamete generation.